This is a messenger RNA of Capsicum annuum, 557 nucleotides long. RefSeq names its product light-harvesting complex-like protein OHP1, chloroplastic. The coding region runs from base 128 to 463 and encodes 111 amino acids. Lineage: Eukaryota; Viridiplantae; Streptophyta; Magnoliopsida; Solanales; Solanaceae. The transcript is spliced from 3 exons. The record is from RefSeq and is a predicted model, not a curated record.
GGGACCCAAUAACUCAUGGAAAGUAAUUUCACUUACAGAAUUUUGGAGACCACAAAAAUAGUUGAUAAGGUAACAGAAAAACAAGAACACAAUGGAGUUCACUUGCUGCAACUUCUCUGAGUAACCAAUGGCUGCACUCUCAUCUUCUUUCCUCUCAACAGCACUCUCAACAAAUCAUUCUCAGAAUCAGCAUUUCCUUCUGCCCCAUAAUCCCAACUUGAAAAUCAACAAGAGAGUUUUCAAGAUUCAGGCUGCAAAGCUUCCUGCUGGGGUGGAGUUGCCAAAGGAAGUACCAAAGUUGAGCAGACCUCUUUUCGGUUUUACCAAGACAGCUGAGAUAUGGAACUCUAGAGCUUGUAUGAUUGGCCUUAUUGGUACAUUCAUUGUGGAACUAAUUUUCAACAAGGGAAUUCUUGAAAUGAUUGGCGUAGAGAUUGGGAAAGGCCUUGAUAUUCCUCUCUAGAUGUGGUAUAUGUUUAAAUUCUUCAUGAACAGAGUUGUAUUCAGUGAUGUACUACAGUGAUAUAUUCAUUAUUCAAGAAAAUUUUGAACUCUAA